This is a messenger RNA of Coregonus sp. 'balchen', 4575 nucleotides long. NCBI's taxonomy places the organism in Eukaryota, Metazoa, Chordata, Actinopteri, Salmoniformes, Salmonidae. The record is from the annotation of a GenBank genome assembly.
GAAAACGACCAUUUCCGAAAGCACUGGCGGGAGUGCAAAUUGUAUUCUCUAGUUACAACAUAAUUACAAAGAAAAAAACGCUGCAAAAGCAAGCUUUUGUUGAAGUUAUUUAGAAAAACGAAUCUAGCGCUAAGCAGGUGUUAUAUUGCAAGCAAUUGAAAUUGUCCAAGUUUUCAGGAGAGAAGACGGCAACAACCAUCAGAAGACGCCACACACGUAACGUUAUCUUUAGUCAAAGAGACUGAAUGGUUAGCUAGCUUCAUAUUUCCCGUCCUGCCUUUAUCUGCAACGUCAAGGGAGAUAAACGAGCUAAAUUCUAGUCAUUUUUCAAAUAAUUCAUCUGCUAGGCUUGCAAGGCUACUGUAAAGACAUGGCUAAAGUUCAAGUGUUGAAUGUCGCUGUGUUGGACAACCCAAGUCCUUUUGGGAACCCGUUUCAGUUCGAGAUUACGUUCGAAUGCAUGGAGGAUUUACCGGAGGGUGAGUGGUAACGUUAUUCUGUUGCUAACUUCGUAUUUUUGGUCAAAUCUAGCUAACGUUAUCUAGAUAACUAUACUAUAUAGUAUUAUUUGCUGUUAACCAAAAUGCAAUUAUAAUGUAUCUAACCGUUGCCUUUUAGGUGUAACAACAGUUUGCUGAAAUGUAUCUGUUUCAAUUAACUUUACAUGUAUAUGUUUCUAGUUAACUACUUAGCUAAAUUGAAAUAUGUUGAUAUUGUUUGAGGAAGUUAGCUAGCUAGCUAUUUGAGUUGACAAUUCAUCAGAAUUUGGCGCCCGCGCGUCUUGUUAACAUUUCCGGUCCUUCUGACAUCUGGAUGGCCGUGGUGACCUCGAGGCGAGCCGAUUGGUGCGCUGACAGAUUACAACGGCAGACAGUGGAAAUACUUAUGAAUAAAUUGCGGGAAAAACGUCUCUCUUCCCCUAGAUGAAUAGUUAUUUCCACUAAUGAGAAGAAACCUAUCCUGUCCGCGCUAAAGUGGAGGUGGUGGGACCACACUAACUGCGUGGAUGUGUCUGAAAUGGCACUAUAUUCCCUAUAUCAAAUCAUAUUUUAUUUGCCACAUGCGCUGAAUACAACAGGUGUAGACAUUACCCUGAAAUGCUUACUUACAGCCCUUAACCAACAAGGCAUUAAUUUGUUUAUAAAAAAGUAAAACAACAACAAAAAAGUGUUGAGAAAAAAAGAGCAGAAGUCAAAUAAAAUAACAGUAGGGAGGCUAUAUAUACAGGGGGGUACCAGAGCAGAGUCAAUGUGAGGAGGCACCGGGUAAUUGAGGUAAUAUGUACAUGUGGGUAGAGUUAAAGUGACUAUGCAUAAAUAAUUAACAGAGUAGCAGCAGCGUAAAAAGAUGGGGUGGGGGGGCAGUGCAAAUAGUCCGGGUAGCCAUGAUUAGCUGUUCAGGAGUCUUAUGGCUUGGGGGUAGAAGCUGUUGAGAAGCCUUUUGGACCUAGACUUGGCGCUCCAGUACCGCUUGCCGUGCGGUAGCAGAGAGAACAGUCCAAGACUAGGGUGGCUGGAGUCUUUGACAAUUUUGAGGGCCUAUAUAGUGUAGUCGCAGAGCCUUAUGGGACCUGGACAAAGAUAGUGCACUAUAUAGUGAAUGGGGCCUCCCGAGUGGCGCAGCGGUCUAAGGCACUGCCUGUCAGUGCUAGAGGCGUCACUACAGACCCUGGUUCGAUCCCGGCCGUGAUCGGUAGUCCCAUAGGGCAGGCACAAUUGACCCAGCGUCGUCCGGGUUAGGGGGUCAUUGUAAAUAAGAAUUAGUUCUUAACUGACUUGCCAAGUUAAAUAACAAAUGCAAAAAAUAUGUGUGAGAAGUAAACUAACUAAAUUCAAAUCAAAUCACAUUUUAUUGUUGCUUUUAUGAUACGGUUAAAUAUAUAGUUUUUGCAUUUUAACUUUUAUUUUAUGCACUUUGAGAUUUUAUGUAUAAUGAAAAGUGCUUUAAAAAAAUGUUAAAUAUUAUUGUUAUUAGACUUUACUGUGAAAUGCUUACUUAUCAGCCAUUUCCCAACAAUGUAGAGUUCAAAAUUAAUAAAAAGAGGUUGUUGAGGUGAUUGAGGAAAUAUAUACAUGUAGUUAGGGGUAAAAGUGACUAGGCAAUCAGGAUCAAUAAUAAACAGAGUAGCAGCAGUGUGUGUGUGGCGUCAAUAUGCAUGUGUUGGAGUGUGAGUGUAGCAUGUGUCUGGGUAGAGUCAAUGCAAAUAGUCAGGGUAGCCAUUUGAUUAACUGUUCAGCAGUCUUAUGGCUUGGGGGUAGAAGCUGUUCAGGAGCCUUUUGGUCCCAGACUUGGCACUCCGGUACCAUUUGCCAUGCGGUAGCAGAGAGAACAGUCUGACUUGGAUGGCUGGAGUCUUUGACAAUUAUAGAGGUCCUGGAUGGUAGGGAGCUCGGCCCCAGUGAUGUACUGGGCCAUACGCACUACCGUCUGUAGCGCUUUACGGUCAGAUGCCGAGCAGUUGCCAUACCAGGUGGUGAUGCAACCGGUCAGGAUGCUCUCGAUGGUGCAGCUGUAGAACUUUGAGGAUCUGGGGACCAAUGCCAAAUCUUUUCAGUCUCCUGAGGGGGGAAAAGGCGUUGUCGUGCCCUCUUCACGACUGUCUUGGUGUGUUUGGACCAUGAUAGUUUGUUGGUGAUGUGGACACCAAGGAACUUGAAACUCUCGAUCCGCUCCACUACAGCCCUGUCCAUGUGAAUGGGAGCGUGCUCGGCCCUCCGUUUCCUGUAGUCCACGAUCAUCUCCUUUGUCUUACUCACAUUGAGGGAGAGGUUGUUGUCCUGGCACCACACUGCCAGGUCUCUGACCUCCUCCCUAUAGGCUGUCUCAUCGUUGUCGGUGAUCAGGCCUGUUGUGUCGUCGGCAAACUUAUUGAUGGCGUUGGAGUCAUGCUUGGCCACGCAGUCAUGGGUGAACAGGGAGUACAUGAGGGGACUGAGCACGCACCCCUGAGGGGCCCCCGUGUUGAGGAUCAGCGUGACAGAUGUGUUGUUACCUACCCUCACCACCUGUUGGCGGUCUGUCAGGAAGUCCAGGAUCCAGUUGCAGAGGGAGGUGUUUAGUCCCAGGGUCCUUAGCUUAGUGAUGAGUUUUGUGGGCACUGUGGUGUUGAACACUGAGCAGUAGUCAAUGAACAGCAUUCUUACGUAGGUGUUCCUUUUGUCCAGGUGAAAGGACCGUGUGGAGUGCAAUAGAGAUUGUGUCAUCUGUGGAUCUGUUGGGGCGUUCCGCGAAUUGGAGUGGGUCCAGGGUGCCUGGGAUGAUGGGGUUGAUAUGAGCCAUGACCUGCCUUUCAAAGCAUUUCAUGGCUACAGAUGUGAGUGCUACGGGGCGAUAGUCAUUUAGACAGGGUGCCUUGGUGUUCUUGGGCACAGGUAUGGUGGUCUGCUUGAAACAUGUAGGUAUUACAGACUGGGUCAGGGAAGUUAAUGUGUGUGUGUGUGUGUGUGUAUGUAUAGACCUGGAGUGGAAGAUCAUCUAUGUGGGCUCAGCAGAGACUGAGGAGUAUGAUCAGACUCUGGACUCAGUUCUGGUCGGACCAGUACCGGCAGGCAGACACAUGUUCGUGUUCCAGGUGAGUGACUGAGCUACACACACACACACACACACACACACACACACACACACACACACACACACACACACACAGUGAGUGACUGAAACACACACAGAGAAAACCCACGGACAUAUACAUCUCAAUCUCUCUCUUUUUUCUCUCCUCCUCUUCCUCCUUCUCAUCCCUCCUCUUCCUCCCUCCAGGCAGAUGCCCCCAACACCGGGCUGAUUCCUGAGAGUGAUGCUGUGGGGGUAACCGUGGCACUCAUCACCUGUACCUACAACGGACAGGAGUUCAUCCGUAUCGGUUACUAUGUCAACAAUGAAUACACCGACCCAGAGCUCCGAGAGAACCCACCGGUCAAACCAGACUACACACAGGUAAUACACACACACACACACACACACACAGGUAAUAAACAGUAUGAUACACACACACCAGACUACACACAGGUUAUACACACUGAUACACACACAUACCAGAAAAUCACAAAAUGGAAAACAGGAAUCGAUUCUUGUAAAGGAAUUGACUCCUUGUGAAAGGUUCUCACCACUGUUAGGAAUCGGAAAUACCCUAUUUUUGCAAUUGACUCCCAGCCUUAAUUCAUAACCAUAACCCUCCCCAUAACCCCCUCCACCUCCUCCAGCUGCAGAGGAACAUCCUGGCCUCUAACCCCCGUGUGACCCGGUUCCAUAUCAACUGGGAUGGCUGUUCAGACAAGAUGGAGGACAGUGAGAACGUUGACCCCUCCCCCAACAGCAGUAGCAGCAUGCUGCCUCCCUCCUCCUCCUGUUUACCUGGCAAGGUUUUAUCUGUAGGACUGAUGCCUGAUAACUCUAUGGACUGUCUGUAGAACCCAGCCACCCCACCAGCAUUGCCUUACUGCGUUCUGCUCCAGCAGUCUCCAGUCUUUGGCAGGAAGGAUGAGUCACUGUUAUAAACCACCUGUACUAUAGGGUUCACUGUCUCCAUCCUUCACACAGCAACAUCUCUCGGUGUCUCUCUCUGUCUCUCUCUCUCUC